Arabidopsis arenosa is the source of this 1882-nucleotide messenger RNA. NCBI's taxonomy places the organism in Eukaryota, Viridiplantae, Streptophyta, Magnoliopsida, Brassicales, Brassicaceae. The record is from the annotation of a GenBank genome assembly.
GUCAUCCAUGUCUCCUCAAUCUCGUUUCUCUCCUUAGUGAUUGAGCUUUUUCUUCUUUCUCUGUAAUUAUUCCUUCUCCGUCGCGAAUCCUCGCCGUAUUUCAGAAUCUAAAUCUCUCUGAUUUAUUUUCCAUACACUUACAGAUUUUCUCCGAUGAAAUGUGAUUUUUGAGCUCUGUUUAUUUCAAAUCGACGGCGAUCGUUGAAAUUUAAUUGGUUGGAUUAGUGUAUAAGUUUGAUCAAUGUAUUGAUGCUGGAUCUCAAUCUCGACGUCGACUCGGCCGAGUCUACUCAGAACGAACGAGAUUCGGUUACUGUUAAAGGGGUUUCUUUGAAUCAGAUGGAUGAAUCAGUGACGUCGAACUCUUCUGUUGUUAAUGCUGAAGCUUCUAGCUGCAUAGAUGGUGAAGAUGAGUUGUGUUCUACACGAACGGUCAAGUUUCAAUUUGAGAUACUGAAAGGAGGAGAGGAAGAAGAAGAAGAAGAAGAUGAUGAUGAAAGAAGUGCUGUGAUGAUGACUAAGGAGUUUUUUCCAGUUGCUAAAGGCAUGAAUUUUAUGGAUUCGAGCGCACAAAGUUCCAGGAGCACCGUUGAUAUUUCCUUCCAGAGAGGGAAACAAGGCGGAGACUUUAUCGGCAGUGGAAGCGGUGGCGAUGCUUCACGGGUGAUGCAGCCACCAUCACAGCCGGUGAAGAAAAGCAGGAGAGGUCCUAGGUCUAAGAGUUCGCAGUAUAGAGGCGUCACUUUCUAUCGGAGGACAGGGAGAUGGGAAUCGCAUAUCUGGGAUUGCGGUAAACAAGUUUAUUUAGGUGGAUUUGAUACUGCCCAUGCUGCAGCUAGGGCGUAUGAUCGAGCUGCUGUCAAGUUCCGGGGUCUGGAGGCUGACAUCAAUUUCAUUAUCAGCGAUUAUGAAGAGGAUCUCAAGCAGAUGGCGAAUCUUUCCAAAGAGGAAGUUGUGCAAGUACUUCGGCGUCAGAGCUCCGGUUUCUCAAGGAAUAAUUCAAGAUAUCAAGGAGUUGCUUUGCAAAAGAUUGGCGGGUGGGGAGCUCAAAUGGAGCAGUUUCAUGGAAACAUGGCUUGUGACAAGGCAGCCAUACAAUGGAAUGGAAGGGAAGCUGCUUCCUUAAUUGAGCCUCAUGCAUCCCGGAUGAUUCCCGAGGCAGCUAAUGUUAAGCUCGACCUCAACUUGGGAAUCUCUCUUUCACUGGGAGAUGGUCCAAAGCAAAAAGAAAGGGCUCUCCGGCUUCACCAUGUCCCUAAUAUUACUGUAUGUGGAAGGAACACCAUGAUGGAGAACCACAUGGCUGCAGCGGCAUGUGAUACGCCUUUCAAUUUCUUGAAGAGGGGUUCAGACCAUCUUAAUAACCGGCAUUCCCUUCCUUCUGCGUUCUUUUCACCCAUGGAAAGAACACCAGAGAAAGGUCUUAUGUUACGUUCUCAUCAAAGCUUCCCAGCCAGGACAUGGCAAGGGCAUGAUCAGUCCAGUGGUGGGACCGCCGUAGCAGCUACAGCAUCGCCUCUGUUCUCAAAUGCAGCAUCAUCAGGAUUCUCACUCUCAGCUACACGCCCACCUUCAUCCAUAGUUACUCCUCAUCCUUCUCAGCCCUUCUUAAAUAUGAAUCAGCCCGGUCUCUAUGUUAUCCACCCAUCUGAUUACACAUCUCAGCACCACCACAAUCUCAUGAAGCGCCCACAACCACCACCAUAGCUUCCUCCUUCUUCCGCCUAGCUCAAGGUUCUACACACCCUGAGGUUGGAAUAACUUGGACCCGACCGUGGAAGGCCAGCCAAUACGACGAUUUCUCCCCAAAUCUAUUGUACUUAUUGUCAUUAUGUGGUUAUCUUUCUGCUUUUUAUUUGUAACAUAAACUGAGGGCUAAUAC